Messenger RNA from Amoebophrya sp. A25, 2110 nucleotides. The record is from the annotation of a GenBank genome assembly. NCBI's taxonomy places the organism in Eukaryota, Dinophyceae, Syndiniales, Amoebophryaceae.
GUCGUUGAAUAAUCAGAGGAAAAACUGUAUGGCGACAUCAUACAGGUGCAAGCUUUGUGGAUAAUUUAAUAGUAGAUAGCAGAGCAGUUCUCAGUAGUGACACCGGUCCCGUGGACAAUUUAAAAAAGAGAGAGCAAAAAUAUGGAUUCUGAAGGCCAAGCGGACGAGAAUCGGGAGGAAGCGGGAGAGGACUGGGAGGCCGCGGCAUCAGAAGCCUGGGAGAUAGCGGAGGAGGAUGAGGAAGUGGGCGACGAUUAUGAGGCAGCGGGAGAGGAUUGGGAGGCAGUAGAAGAGGAGCAGGCGCGAAAGCUAGAAGCUGAAGGCGAUGAGACUUGGGAGAAGGAAGAGGCGAAAGGAAGACGACGAAAGAAGAAGAAGAAAAACGCAGCACCAAAAGAGAAGAAGGAGGCGACGCAAAUGCCCCCAGAGUUAAGGUCGCUGGGGGUGCAUUCGUAGUCCACGUCUUUAGCCUUUGCAACUUCUUAAGGAGGAGAGACGCAAACUGGCUAAAGGCGUGCCAGGGAAGUGAAUGCAUCCCGGAAAUUUCUAACAGGGGGCGCGAGUGUUAAUCAAGUGCGAAAAUGGAGAAGGAAGCAGAAGCGCUUGAUGGAAACGAAGGAAGAGAAAGAGGAGCGGGAAGCUGCGAAAUGUGCGAAAAAGGCGAAAAAAAAAGCAGAGAAAAAGGCGAAGAAGCUUGCCGACGUGAAGGAAGGAAAAGCAAAAAAAACGAAGGAAAAAAGGAAAAACGCUAGCGGGGGGCCAAGCCAUUGCGUUGUGCGCAAGAAACGACGGCAAGAAAAAAAAAAGCAGAACGACCAAGAGGGAAAGGCGUGAGGCAGAGCGCCGCUUUGAUUUGUAUGGCUAUAGCCUUACUGUUGGACUUUUUUGGGUCGGUGGUUAGCUGGGGCGUGCAGUAGUUUCGUAGGCUGUAAAUCAGUUUCCACCAGUUUUAAUAAAGUUGCAGAAAAUUGGCGGCGCGCGUUCUGGGUGAAGGCUUAUUUCAGUUUUUCGAAUAGUUGCGUUGAUUGUUGAUAGGGAGAUGAAAUUUGCGCAAGAAUAUGUGACAAGACAUAAAGUGACGAAAUUGAUUCUGUUAUAACUGGGAAGAACGCGCUGUGUAAACGUCUAAAAGUAUGUAAUGACGGACACCAAUUACAGUAGGAGCGGCAGUUUUCUUCGUGUGAACACUAGUGCUGGUUCUAAUCCGCAAAACCUACAACUGCGACGACGAUGAAGAAUGAGUGGCGUUGUCCCUGUUUCAACUCACGAAAGUGAGCAUCUAACUACUUAUUAAUACAUCCAAAGGGAAGCUUCAGACAUGCGAAUGUUGGAGAUAGACGGAGAUUGUGGGUGGACUGUAGUUGAUGUAAGAACAGUUCGUAGGCGACGAAAUGGGUGAGGUGGCAAACCGAGGAUGGCGUGUAAGGUGAGUAAUGGAUGUGCCAGAAGAAGCGCACACCUGCUCAGCAGGAUUCAGAUUCAAUUUAGGUUGCAUGGUAGGCGUGCCAUAGCCAUUCAAUUUACGUACUGUUUUUGGUAUAUGAUUCCCUGCCAGGCAGCUUCGAGUGAGUUGCUACGUGGUUCGAAUGAAUGAAUGAAUGAAUCACGAGAAAAACAUUUAGAGGCACUCCAAUAGCAAAACAUUUAGAAGAUCGCUCAAAGCACUUGAAGAAAAAGCGACCGGUUAGUUUUCUGUCGUAUUUCUCCCUUCAUGACUUUGAAGCACUCCUCCAUCAAAAAGUAGCUCUUACGAACGGCUGGUCAUUGAAAGUAAGUACUUAGCACGAAGUGCCACGAUUUUUCCAUACGCCGUUUUCUGAAGGAUUGAAAUAGAAUUGUUAUGACAUUGAUAAACUUCUCGCAAUUCAUUGUGUGCAGAUUUGUGUUUGUCUCAGCACAAGCGGACUGCUACUGCUUUUUUUACGACGAUGAAUGUGACACGAGGAAAAUAGAUCUAGAAUCAGUCGCCUCUUUUUGUGGACGCACAUUGUUCUGUUGGGAACAUGGUAGACCUUUCGCUCCUGGGCCUUUUUCUUUCUCCUUGCUUACAGCAGUAUGGUCUAUGGAUGCACACGAGUAUUAUAGAUCAGUACAUUGAGAUACUAAAAGA